AUGGCUCGGAUAGUACUGUUAAUCUCUGCAGCCUUUGUUCUUUUGAUAAGUUUAGCCCUCUCCUCAAGCACGUCGCCUCCUCCUAUCAAACAAGUUUCUCCACCGUUACCUACCAUUGGUGGUGGUGGUGGAGGUGGAGGCGGUGGCACCAGUUCGGGUCCAGGCAGCGAAGGCUCUGGUUUUGGUUCCGGCACUGGGUCCGGCCGUGGAAGUGGUGGCGGUGGAGGAGGAGGUGGAGAAGGCGGUGGAAGUGGCAGGGAUGGCGGUAGUGGCUCUGGCUAUGGAAGUGGCAGUGGCUAUGGCGGAGGCGGCGGUGGUGUUGGAAGUUCUGGAGGAUUUGAUGCUUUCCCGGGCUUCCAUUAA
Messenger RNA from Rosa chinensis, 363 nucleotides. RefSeq names its product glycine-rich cell wall structural protein 2-like. Lineage: Eukaryota; Viridiplantae; Streptophyta; Magnoliopsida; Rosales; Rosaceae. The transcript has a single exon. The record is from RefSeq and is a predicted model, not a curated record. The coding region runs from base 1 to 363 and encodes 120 amino acids.